Molecule: messenger RNA, 2715 nt
Organism: Elgaria multicarinata webbii
Lineage: Eukaryota; Metazoa; Chordata; Lepidosauria; Squamata; Anguidae
Product: vomeronasal type-2 receptor 26-like
Exons: 7
Coding region: 1-2715 (904 amino acids)
Biological process (GO): G protein-coupled receptor signaling pathway
Cellular component (GO): plasma membrane
Molecular function (GO): G protein-coupled receptor activity
Source: RefSeq, a predicted model, not a curated record
AUGCCCCUAUUUGAGGAGUCCUCCUCAGAAGAGGAGCUAGAGGCUCCAGAAACCCAGGGCACCCCAGAAGCUGAAGCCCCAGACCACAUCCCUUAUCUGGUCACUUUUGCUUUUUGGGAGACUGCUACAGACUGUAAUUCCCUGUUUAAUGAGUGGAAAGGAAAAGAGGCAAAUGUCAAUGUUUCCGUUUGGUAUCAUCAGUCAGGAGACUUCAUUAUUGGCGGCAUUGCUACUCAUGGUGUUUUUGUCUCAAGUCCAACAUCCUUCACUGAAGAACCCCCACCAGACUUGCCUGAAGAACUUGUCAUAGUGCCUAAGAAUUACCAGCAUCUCCUGGCCUUUGCAUUUGCAGUAAAAGAGAUCAAUGAAAAUCCACAAAUAUUACCCAAUAUAACACUGGGAUUCCACAUCUAUGACAGCUAUGACAAUGCAAGGAGAACCUAUCGUGCAACCAUGCUACUUCUAUCAUUGCUGGAGAGAUUGGUCCCCAACUAUGUAUGUGACACCCAGAAUAAUCUAAUUGCAGUUAUUGGAGGAUUAGACACUGAAAUCUCUCUUCAAAUAGCAAAUAACUUGGAUAUCUAUAAGUUUCCACAGGUCAUAUAUAGCCCUGCUCCGGUCAUGAAUGAUAAGACUCCAGGACUUCCCUUCUACCAGAUGGUUCCUCAGGAGGCGAUUCAGAAUGAGGGAAUUCUCGCCUUGCUCCUGCAUUUCAGGUGGACGUGGAUUGGACUUGUUUAUAUUGACAAUGACAAUGGAGAGAGAUUUGUGCAAACUGUGUCUCAAAUGUUUACUCAGAGAGGUGUCUGUUUUGCCUUUAUAGAAAGGAUCCCCAAAUUUACUUAUGUUUCUGACAUUUACGGCAUGCAAGAACAGGGGGCAAAAAUACAUGAUAAACUGGUGGAUAGGAAAGCCAACGUAGUAGUGGUCCAUGCAGAAUCGUAUUCCAGUGCAAUUUUUAGAUGGCUGCCAAGACUAGCAGAACUACAGAACAGGGCACAAAAAAUAAAAGGCAAAGUGUGGAUAACAACAGCCCAGAUGGAGAUCAAUUCAUUUGUUAUUCAAAGAAACUGGGACACAGAAAUAUUCAGUGGUGCUCUCUCCCUCAGGAUACACUCCAAUGACCUGUCCAGAUUCAAGUCGUUUGAAGAGAGCAGAAACCCUUCCAAUGCAAAAGGAGAUGGCUUUAUCAGAGACUUUUGGCAACAAUCUUUUGGCUGCAUAUUCCCAGAUACAGCAGAGGAUGGUGUAGAAGCUGAGAUUUGCACUGGGCAGGAAAAGCUGGAGAACCUUCCUGCAUUUUUUUUUGAAAUGAGCAUGACUGGCCAAAGCUACAGUAUUUACAAUGCUGUCUAUGCUGUGGCCCAUGCUCUACAUGCUAUGCUCUCAUCAAAAGACAAACGUAGAGCAAUGAUGGAUACUCAAAGUCAGAAGCUUCAAAAUCAGCAGUAUUGGCAGCUCCAUCAGUUUCUUAGGGUUGUCUCAUUUAACAACAGCGAUCAAAACAAGAUUUUCUUCAAUGAGAAAGGGGAGGUAGUAGCUGGAUUGGAUGUUAAUAAUUUGAAAUUUUUCUCCAAUGAAUCCUUUCUCCGUGUGAAAGUAGGAAGGAUGGAUGUUCAGGCCUCUCUAGAUCAAGCAUUCACCAUUGAUGAGGAUGCCAUCACAUGGCACAGCUGGUUUAACCAGACACGACCACUUUCUGUAUGUACUGAGAGUUGCCAUCCUGGUUCUAGCAAGAAAGUGAAGGAGGGAAAACCAUACUGCUGCUAUGAUUGCAUCCCAUGUCCAGAAGGGAAGAUUUCAAACCGGGAGGAUAUGAAUGACUGCAACAAAUGCUCAGACAAAGACUAUCCAAGCAAGCAUCAGGAUUUCUGCAUUCCAAGGACUCUAAGCUUCUUGUCUUAUGAAGAACCUUUGGGGCUCAGUUUAGCCUUCUUUGCUCCUUCCUUCUCUUUGAUCACAGCUCUGGUGCUGAUUAUGUUUGUAAAGCACCACAACACUCCCAUAGUCAAAGCCAACAACCAGGAACUCACUUACACUCUCCUCUUCUCCCUCCUGCUCUGCUUUCUUUGUACAUCCCUAUUUAUUGGCCGUCCUGAGAAGCUGACAUGUCUCCUCCGACAAACUGCCUUUGCCAUCAUCUUCUCCGUGGCUGUCUCUUCUGUACUAGCAAAAACUAUCAUGGUAAUUCUGGCUUUCAUGGCAACCAAGCCAGGAUCCAGGAUGAGGAAGUGGUUGGGGAAGGAGCUAGCCAUCUCCAUUGUUCUUUCCUGCUCCCUUAUUCAAGCAAGUAUCUGUAUUGUGUGGUUGGGAAUCUCUCCCCCAUUCCCAGAUGUCGACAUGCACUCAGUGGCUGAAGAAAUUGUAUUGGAAUGCAACGAGGGCUCUGUGACUAUGUUCUACUGUGCCUUGAGCUACAUGGGCUUCUUGGCCAUUAUCAGUUUCACUGUGGCCUUCCUCUCCAGGAAGUUACCUGGCAGUUUCAAUGAGGCCAAGUUCAUCACUUUCAGCAUGUUGGUCUUUUGCAGUGUUUGGUUAUCUUUUGUUCCAUCCUACCUAAGCACCAAAGGAAAAUACAUGGUAGCUGUGGAGAUCUUCUCCAUUCUAGCCUCCAGUUCUGGAUUGCUGGGUUGCAUCUUUUCCCCCAAAUGUUACAUUAUUAUGCUGAGGCCUGAGGUAAACAACAGGGAACAGUUAAUGAGAAGAAAAUUCUGA